Molecule: messenger RNA, 2772 nt
Organism: Cordyceps fumosorosea ARSEF 2679
Lineage: Eukaryota; Fungi; Ascomycota; Sordariomycetes; Hypocreales; Cordycipitaceae
Product: mhyt
Exons: 5
Coding region: 1-2772 (923 amino acids)
Source: RefSeq, a predicted model, not a curated record
AUGUCGUCGGUAGACCAGCUCUUUGAUGACUACUCGGGCAAGACGGUGCCCUAUUCCUUCCAUGCGGGCUUCGUAUGUCUCAGCUAUGCCGUCAGUCUAGUUGGUGCCGGCUCGACGCUGGAGCUGAUGAGAAGGAGAACGUCGCACAAGGGUCUUCACAACUUCGUCUUGUUGGCCGGUGCAGCCAUGUGCAUGGGUGGAAUUGCCAUCUGGUCCAUGCACUUCAUCGGAAACCGAGCCCUCUUCAUAUUUGAUGGCCAGUCAGAUCUCCAGGUCGCCUACUCAACCGGAUUAACAGUAGCCUCCUUGUUUGUGCCCAUCCUCGUUCUGCUCCUCGCCUUUCUUGCCGUCACAAACAAUGACCAUGUGCAAUGGUGGAAGAUCUCCCUGGCCGGCGUCCUGUCCGGAGGAGCCAUCUGCGGCAUGCAUUACCUUGGAAACGCUUCCAUCAGCAACUACCGAUGCGCUUAUUCGGUCGCCUAUGUUAUCGGCGCCGCCAUCAUCGCAGUCAGCGCCAGCACAGCCGCCCUCGCUGUCUUCUUCGUCUUCGAGUCUAGUUGGAAAACCGCUUGGUGGAGGCGAGUCCUCUGCGCUGCCGUGCUCGCAGGUGCCGUCUCGGGCAUGCAUUGGUGCGCCGCUGUCGGCACGCAAUACACCUUGGUUGGUCAGCGUACUGGUAGUGGAAUGUCUCGAGACACGACCAUCAUCAUUGUUAUCUGCCUGGCCAUCGCAGCCUUCGUCGUCACGGGCGCCUGCGCUGUGUAUUCCAUCAUCAUCAAGAGAAGCUACGCAAACAGAGCUCAGCAGGUCGUUCUUGGUGCGGCAGUCUUUGACAAGCGUGGCCGCAUUCUCGUCACGAAGGAAGGUCUGCUUCCGACAGAACUUGUGACUGAAUCUCUCCUGCUCCGGUCCAACGACGAAAUUUUCGACACCAACCAUCCCCUGUUCCACUGGGCCUACCGCGCAUCCAGAAACUGGUCGAGCGUCUCGAAUCUCAUCAGCCGCAUGGCUGUCCACGUCAGCCAGCUGGCUCGACAGCGGUACAGCAGCAGCGCCAACCUCAUGCAAGAAGACGGAAGUCCCAUCCCCGAUUACGAUGUUGUCUGCUGCCAGCUAUUCAGUCUUGCGGCCGCGUCCCUCGCCGCCAAGCUGAGAGUCAACCUCGCCGAGGUUGGUGUUCUAUGGGAUGAGAUCUUCGCCACAGGCCAAACACGUCCUGGAAUGGAAGGAUACAACGGCGAGGACAAGGCGCUGGGAACUACCAGCAAGCACACCUCUAAGAUGGCGGACUCGGACUCGCUGGCGGAGAAGGCCGAAGUCUCUCGUCUCGAGUACGGCCGCGGCUCGCUGAUGGUGUUGGUCCAGCACGUCCCUAGUCGACAUGUCGCCGAGCAGCUUGAAUCUGCUGGAUAUCGUUUCGCCGAGCUGGACCAGGUCGUCGGCUUCAUGCGAUCCAGCAUGCAGAUUAAGACGCCGGAUCUCGGACUGCGCCUGCGACAGAUGGCUGCUCUCGACGAGAGCGAGACAGCCCUGGCCCCCGGCGUCCACGUCGGCGCCUUUGCCAUCCGCGCCCGCGUCGACCACACCGGCUUCGACGUGCUGGUCCGGCGCCGCGGGCGGGACCUGCUCCCGACCGUGCCUCUGCCUCUCCAGCAGCUCGAGCAGCGCCACAUUGGCUACCUCAACCACCUUCAGAACCAGACCAUGGCCGUCGUCGCGGACCGGCUCGCCUCGUCCGUCUCGCAGCACUCGGACCUCGGCAAGUUCGCGGCCACGCUGCUCGAGGGCAUCAAGGAGCUGCGCAGCACCUUUGAGGACGACGGCACCUUUGACAGCGCGCUGCUGAUGCAGCACCCGAUCAAGAUCCCCUACCACGGCCGCGAUCGCGCGUCGCUGUCCCUCAGCGCCACCGUCAUCAUGUUCCAGCUCGUGCUGCCCAUCCACAACGUCAUCCACAUCCCCAAGUGCACCUUCAUCCCGCUCCGCUUCUUCAAGGUCAAGCAGCUCGCGCAGGAGAACGCGCCGCACCACCUCGACUUCUCCCACGCCGUCCACCGGGACAUGUCCUCGGUGCUGCAGGGCAGCCCGAGCAACCCGCUGCGCGACGUGCUCGAGCGCUUCAAGCAAAAGACAAGGGACACCCUGCCCAUCUCGUCGUCGGCGCCGGCGGCGUCCAAGUCGGGCAAGCGCGGUCGCGGCCGCGGCGGGAUGCGCGGCGGCCCGGGCGAGCGCUCGACGAGCCAGUCGCGCCUCUCCCCCGGCAAGCUUGAGGACAACACCUCCCUCAACGCGCUCAGCGACGUCUACAGCGAGUCCGAGGCCAACGGCUCGUCCAUCCACGACGGCGGCGCCGCGCAGCCCCGCGCCUCGGACGUGGAGAUGGCCUCCCUCAACAUCCCGCCGCCGCUGUCCUCGCCCACCAAGACCUUUGGCGGCAUCAUGGUCUCGCAGGAGAUCGUCGUCGAGACCGCCGAGCUGCCCGGCAACCUCCCGCCGUAUAGCUCUGGCCGGCGCAAGUCCGGCGUCGCCGUGACCAUCUCGCACAGCCACCAGCCCGACACCAUCACGUCGAGCGACUCGCGGAGCACCGCGCAGGACAGCACGGCGGACCUGCAGAUCACGGAUUCGCGCGUGCCGCCGCAGCGGGACGUCUUCUCACACUCGCGGCACGCGGCGGACGCGUUCCGCGCGGAGCAGAACGGCGAGAGGCAGGGCGCCAUCUACGUGGACGAGCUGCUGUCGCUGUGCAUGCGCAAGCAGGUGAUUAUCUGA